Molecule: messenger RNA, 3678 nt
Organism: Arctia plantaginis
Lineage: Eukaryota; Metazoa; Arthropoda; Insecta; Lepidoptera; Erebidae
Source: the annotation of a GenBank genome assembly
AUGGGGUGUGCCAUCUUGUGCCUUGUACCGUUACGCGAUCUCCCGGAUGAAGAAGACAAGAAAUCGCCCGUUCUACUCUUAGGCGUCAACAAGAUAUCUGACUCCCCGUCGUUUAUCCGCCGGCGAUCUAUUGAGCCCCAUAGUUCUGGGUCCAUACGUUUUUUUAGACCCCCAAAAUCUAAAUAUAUAAGAGGUCUCCAUGGCGAUGAAAGAUUGGAAAAGAUCAGACAAGAUCUCCUAGUACACAAAAGUAAGCCUGACAGGUACAUUCCCAACGAUCAUGAAGUUUCUUUGGAGCCUGAAGAGGUAUGUUCAAAAUUAAAUUGUGUUGGAAGCUGUAUUUGUGACAGAAAACAUAGCUCGACUAGGGGAUCCUUCUCUUUUCAGCGGUCGGAACCCUUGACGAAUAGAGAGGAAGAAGCAAAAGACUUUUCUGAAAACGAAAUUGAGUUUAAAUACACAGAACACAUUCCUCAUCCUCAACCCUCCAGUAGUAAACAAAGUUAUAAUAUUACUCCGAAAUCGACUGAACGCAGGCAUUUUUUACUAUCAAAUCUCAAUGAAAGAUUCCGGAAAACAUUGAGCUUAGAUUCUCGAAAAAUAGAAACUAAUCGUGUUCCACUAAGCCUCCCAAAAGAACCCAGGCCUAAAUCUUUAGUGAACACAAGCAAUAUUUGUGUGCAAUAUAAAUCAGGCGAUCCAUUCGUCGCUACAAAUUGUAACAAAGCUAGUCAACCAAAGAAGAAACGGAAGUCUUUUUUCUCGCUUGAAACAUUUUUUGACUCCAAAAAGUCUGAUACUUCGUCAAUAGACGAUUAUUGCUCAUCUAAAUAUAAGCGUUUUGAGCUCGAAAGUGAUGAAUCACCUCUAUUUAAGAGAGAAAAUAAAGAAGAAAAGACACCGGACCUCCUAAAUUUACCUGUUAUCAUAGAUUCAGUUAGGAAAAAGCAAUCCGAUACUAGAAGACAAUUGGAAAAGUUAGAAAAUCAUUAUUAUAAGAAUAUUCAUAAACCUCAAACAGUUAUAGACGCCGUCCCUAAAGACGCUACUGACGUACAAGGAACGAGCGGACAUACCAACCAUUUAUACUUUGAUGAAGACGUUGAAUACAUAGAGCCAAUAAGAAGUACAUUCACCAGUCAAAGCACAUUGAUACUUGACAAAAAAUCCACUGAGGAUCUGAAACCUGAUUCGAUUUUGACCAUCAACACUGAUGAAACUGAUAUUCGUCUACCAAGUUCCACUGUGUCCCCUAAAUCGAAUGUCGAAGACUUUGACAGCAUAGGAGCGUAUGAAAUCGAAGUAAAGGAGUCAGAUCUGGUUAAGGCUGCGAAAGAAUUGACAGUCAAGGUGAUGGAUAAAUCAGUUGAUUCAAUCGGCAGUUGUUCGCUAGAUGUCGACGCGAGCACAGACUUUUCAGUUCUAACAAGAUCGGUCAUUGCCGUCAUAUUGCUUAUGAAAACGCACCUACCUAAACGACUCACCUCAGAAAAACUAUUUCGCAAAAUUUUAACAACAGUCUUUGAACGACUUGUGAGUCCAGAACUCGCCGACCGUGAAACGGAACGGUACGGACUGGCCGCAAACGGUUUAUGUGUGAUAAUAACUUACGAUACCACAUCGGGGAGUCUCAACCUCCUCACACCAUCCUCCACGACCAGUCGCAUUCGGGACUUCACAGCACGCAUCCAAGAACGGGCUGCCUCUAAUCUUCAGCCUAACUACUUGGCCAGUCCAACUCCAGUAGCAACGCCAGUUCGAACCCCGGAGGACAGCACACCAACACCAAGAAAACCUUCCGAGAAUCUCUUAAAACCACCUCCCAAAGUCCAUAUUGACACGUCCAGUCAUAGAUCCAGGGGUCAUCACAAAAAACGAGACGAUCUUUCCCAUAAGAAACCCAGUUACUUAAACUUAGCCUGCUCGGUAAAUGGUUAUACCAACCUUACCACAUAUGACUCCAAACUGAGACAAGACAUAAAUAAAAGUAGGGAAGCGUCCCCUAUUAGGCCUAUAACACAUACGUACCAGUACAGAAGCGAAAACAAUUCUUUGUUGGUCCCAGUACCAGUCAGUGCCAAUAAACUGAUCGUCCCAACAUUCGGGCCUCAUGAUACUCGCGCUGAUUUGACACAAAAAGCGCCUACCAAGGCGCAUACAGACCCUUAUCUGGCCACUUCACCCUUUAAUGUAUAUAUGGCGGCGGAAAACAAACAACUGAAGAACGACUUCCUUGGCAACAUGACGACCACAAGCCGUCCAUACAUUUCUAGUGAGAGUAAAACUUUCGCCACCUCCAUGCUCCAUAAGACCGAUGAGGUAGACAAUUCCAAAGAGAUCACCUUUAAAUCGAGUUACUCAGAGACGAAUUUUAGAAAAACUGUCACAUCGAAUGGUAAAGAAAGCAGAUUCAGUUCUGAAUCUUAUACUAUUUCCUCAAAUGGGGUCUCGAAAAGGGUUGAGAUAACGAAAGAAAAUGGAGAGAAACUCACCAGUCCUAUGAAGAGCUUUAUCCAGCAAAGGGUGGAACGGUUAUACGGUCCUGGAGCUUUAGCGCAAGGUUUCUUUAACCAGAAACGUCAUAAGUUUAAGAGUUCCAGUGAGGAUGAUGAGCCGAAAGUAUUGACGGAGAAAUCUCUGAACACUCCUGAAAGGAUCCCUCGUAAAGUGGAAGAAAUUGAGAAGGGUUAUACUAGUCCUAAUGGAGAAACGGCUGACGUUUCUCUACCAGUUCUUAGGCAUUUACGGCCUGAAUUUCGAGCACAGCUGACUAUUCUAUCGCCAAAGAAGAGUGUAAAGAGUGAUCUAUCACCCCAGAAGGUGGAACAAGACAUUCCUGUAGUGGAGAAGACUGAAGUGGUUGUUGAUAGUGAUGUGUCUGUUACAAAUGGUGUUUCUGUGAUAAAAUUAGACAGUGAUGACAGUCAAGAGCCUGUGGUUAGUGUUAACGGUGCUCAGAAUGGUGUAAAGGAAGAAGUGAAAGAUGGACAUUAUUUCCUGGAUGUAGAGAAGAAGGAGACAGAGAGGUUGUUGGCGUUAUCAGCUACUGCUGAAAAGGAAUUGGAAGACUUACAAAACCGAGAAGAUGUUAGCGAGGAGAUCCUGGGCCUUCUGCGCGCUGCUUCUGGCAAAGCGAGACUUCUGGCCACGCAGAAGAUGCAGCAAUUUGAAGGUCUUUGUUACAACAACAUCAACGAGCGACUUGACGAACCGUUCCCGACCACUCUGGAAGACCUGCAAGGCUUCUGGGAUAUGGUCUGCCUCCAGGUCAACAACGUAAACGCUUUGUACCAACACAUAGCUGAGCUGAAGGCUAACAAUUGGCAAGAGCUGGCCGCCCCGGUGCAGCCCGCCCCCGCCCCCGCCCCCGGCCCGCCCUUGGCCCGGCCCCGGCCCCGCGCCGCUCCGCAGCUCAAGAACGAGAAGGCGCGACUGGCCGCUGAGAAGCGAGAGGCCGACAGGAAAGCUAUGCUCGACCAUCGGAGACGCGUGGCGCGCGAGCGACAGCUGGCGGCUCGCGCCGGGACCAGCGCUCUCGAGCACAGCGACAUGGGCAUCGAGGGGAGCCAGGAGGUGGAAAUCUUCGUGGGCAAGAACGCCAAGCCGUCUAAAGUCGCGCCGAAAGGUGAUUGUAAGAGUGCCGCGGAUUCGUACGAUUCUUUUAACGAAGAGAGCUGA